AUGUCAUUACAGAAGCUAACCGCAGAAUUGUACAAGCUGUUCGACAGCCAGGAAUACGAACAGUCUUUGAAGCUUUUGGCGCCCAUCAAAAUCGAAUUAAUCAAGCACAAUCUCCUCAUUCCUUUGCCCUCCAACACCCUGACCAAGGACCAAGUCAACGACUUGAAAAUCGCGCAGAGAAUCCUCGAAAUCGGAGCGUUGGCGUCGUUGCUCACCAACAACUACCAGUCGUUCGAAAACUACUUCGCUCAGUUAAGACCUUUCUACGCUACUGCCCAAAUCUACUCCAAGCAAGAAAAGCUCAAUACAGAUGCAACCAAAAUCAUAUCAUUAUACUUGCUCUACUUGUUGUCCCAGGGGUUGAUCUCCAAGUUCCACAUCGAGUUGGAAACCAUCUACAACUCCAGCCACUACGACACAGAAAAGGACAAGUACUUGAGCUUCCCCAUCAACUUGGAAAGAAACUUGAUGGAAGGAAACUACAUCAAGAUCUGGAAGCUCUUGAAGGAAGAAAAGAACUUGCCAUGCAAGGAGUACACCCACUUCAUAGAUACCUUGAUCAAUGCCCUCAGAUUCGAAAUCUCCAAGUCCUUGGAAAAGACCUACGACUCCAUCCCAAUCAGCAAUUGCAAGAACUUGUUGUACUUCCCCCAAGAGCAAUCCGAUAGUGUGUUUGAGACCAUUUUGAAGGAGCAAUUUGAGGUGGACAACUGGAAGAUCGAAGGCGGUGUCAUCUACUUCAACAGAAACGAAAGCAACGGCGACCAAGCUGAAGCCUCCAGUACAGUAUUCAAUGCUUUAAAUUACGCCGAACAAAUAGAAUCUAUUAUUUAG
Messenger RNA from Suhomyces tanzawaensis NRRL Y-17324, 834 nucleotides. RefSeq names its product proteasome regulatory particle lid subunit. Lineage: Eukaryota; Fungi; Ascomycota; Pichiomycetes; Serinales; Debaryomycetaceae. Gene Ontology annotation, cellular component: proteasome regulatory particle; nucleus; proteasome regulatory particle, lid subcomplex. The record is from RefSeq and is a predicted model, not a curated record. Bases 1 to 834 code for a protein of 277 amino acids. The transcript has a single exon. Gene Ontology annotation, biological process: proteasome-mediated ubiquitin-dependent protein catabolic process.